Gigantopelta aegis is the source of this 7001-nucleotide messenger RNA. Its product is annotated as ELAV-like protein 1-B. NCBI's taxonomy places the organism in Eukaryota, Metazoa, Mollusca, Gastropoda, Neomphalida, Peltospiridae. Gene Ontology annotation, cellular component: ribonucleoprotein complex. Gene Ontology annotation, molecular function: RNA binding. The transcript has 2 exons. Bases 2043 to 3029 code for a protein of 328 amino acids. The record is from RefSeq and is a predicted model, not a curated record.
CAUAAAUAGUUUUUUGAAGUUUGAUGGGGUGGGACAAUGCUGAAUCUUUAGAAUUGGGAAGGGAGCAUUGCCUGCCCCACUCCCAACACACAUGAAUUUUAAGUGGCAACUUGAAUCUAUAUGUUGACCGUUGAAGUUUGCACACAAUGCAAGAUCAUUCAUUAAACAUGUUUCUGUUUCUCUAAUCCCCUUUAAACUUAAGAUUACGGUCUGAGACUUUAAACAUCAUAGCAACGUAGUGCAAACUGCAUGCUUGUGAUAUUAGAUUUGUUUUUUUUAGGACAUGGUUCAGUGUGUGUUAGUUUUGGGCAGUUGGUAAAUUUUAGUGGCAUCUACUGCCCACUUUUCAAACUUACAAAUCUAGGUGUCCACUUUUAAUUUGUGAGUGUUAUGUCAAGUGUUGCCUUAGUUCAGUAAGAAAAAUAAAGACACCAAGGCAAAACUAAUUGCAAGUGUGUUUGGUUACUAAAAAUCGAGAUUUAACUUUUGCAAAUUGUUUUGCCAGUCUGACAAUUUUUUCACAAUUUUAAACUAAGGAUACUGCAACAAUAUGGGAUGUAUAAAAUACGGCACCACAGUAUUUUUGUUGCCAUUGAAUUCCAAUUUACAGGGUACUACAAUACCUUCCCUUAGUGUCGUGAUAAAACUUUUAACACUGGUGGUUACUUUUCUGUUGUCCUUGUCUAUUUAAGUUAUCUAUAGCUGCUGAGUAGCUUUCAUAUUGGUUUGAUUAUUCAAAUGAGUCCGUUCAAUUUCCUCCCUUGUACAAGAUCCUGUGAUCCAUUGAAUUGUUAUUUUAGGAUAAGAAAGAAUUUGAUUACAAAUUCGAGGUACAUGAAUCUUUUGUUAGUGUGCAGGUGAUGCACCAUCAAAGUCGAGUAAACUGGCAAUUGGAUACAUAGGGAAUUGUUAUUCGUCUUAUUAAAAUUUAAACUAAUGGAACUUAUUCUUGUAUAUUCUAAGAAAUUAAUGCAUUCAGAAUUUUUUGUAGACUUGAUUUUUGGAUGCUUGAUGCUGUGCUCAUCAUUAGGAGGCAAAUCAGUUGGUUUAAAAAAUAAGUGUAGUUUGGAGUCAUAGUACAAGUGCGUUAAGAUUAGGCAGCUUACUGGUUACUGGAAUAUGAUUCAUGUAACCAAAUUAUGGGUUGCUUAAUUCUUAAAUAAUACUGAAAAUAAACUAAAUAUAUUGCCCCACUGCAAAAUAAAAAGAACUUAAAUUUUCAGGUGUUGGGGGUGGGGGGUAUUCAUCAAAUAUUUACUUCCUGAGGAGGGUUUUAACGAUUAUAGACUGCAUUGAUAUAAAACAUGGACUGUGGUCAGUGGUUUUGUGUCAAAACUUUUGUCCUGGUAGAUCUAUGCAUUAGGGGUUCAAGACAUAGCACUGUCCUGAUGUGCAGUCGGUCUGGGAUCAGUCCCCAUCUGUGUGCCCAUUGGGCUAUUUCUUGUUCCAACCACUAACCAGUGGUCCACAACUGGUGUAACAAAGGCUGUGGUAUGUUGUAUCCUGUCUGUGUGAUAUGCACGUAAAAGAUUACUUGCUGUGUGGCGAUAUUGUGUUUCCUCUCAUCAUAUGUGAUUAAUAACCAUAUGUCUGACGCAAUGUAACCAUAAAUUAAAAUGUGUUAAGACUUAAGUGCAUCAUUAAAUAAAAGAUUCCUUCCUUGUCCUUUAGUCUGUGUAAAAUGAUAUCUGUUAAUUAUUCUCUGAUGCAUUUUACUUUGUUUUCUCAUUUGAAAAGGGUUUUUGUUUUUUGUCUCCAUAUUUAUGCAUUUUAUAUAUUUAAUAUAUUACAUUAUAUAUUUUAAUUAUAUUAUAUAUUUUUGUGUAUUUAUUUAUUUUUUUCUGUAGAUUCUGUAUUUUUUUGACGGUGAGAUUCAGGAAUCAGAAAAUAUUAUCAGAUCCAAUUUUUUUGCUGUCAUCUCUAGAAAGGUAUAAGGACGAUCAUCGUUUUAAUUUUUUUCAUGUUUUUUUUUUCUCCCUUGCUUUUUUCCACCAUGGAACUCGAAGAACACGUGAAAGGAUCGUCACCUAUAAUCAGAGAAAAUGGAAAGCAUGGAGAACAUCGAAAACGUCGAGCGGGACCCAGAGACCAACUUGAUUAUCAACUAUCUGCCCCAGACUCUUUCGGAUGAGGAAUUUCGCUGCAUGUUCCUGAGUAUUGGACCCAUCAAAUCGGCCAAGAUCAUCCGGGAUCGGACGACUGGAUACAGCUAUGGGUUCGGCUUCGUCGAUUACCAGACGAAGGUGGAUGCUGUGCGAGCUAUCAACACACUCAACGGGCUGCAGAUGCAGAACAAGAAAAUAAAAGUCGCUUUGGCUCGUCAGGGUGGAGAGAACAUCAAGGGGGCCAACCUUUACAUCCGUAACCUGCCUGUCCACUGGAAGGACAGUGAACUCAGUGAAUUCUUCCAGCCAUUUGGAGUGAUCAUUCAAUCGCGGGUCCUUGUUGACAAUUCGGGCAACUCGAAGCGUGUCGGGUUUGUUCUGUACGACAAGAAGUGUGAAGCAGACAAUGCGAUAAAAUCAAUGAGUGGGAAGCCACCCCACGAAGGAGCAGAACCGUUGUUGAUCAAAUUUGCCGAUGACAACUCCAAGAAGGUGAGACCCCCUGCGGUUCAGCAUGGUAUGGGUGCCUAUCAGCAGCCUCCAUUUAAACAGGUUCCGGGUCCGGGGCCCAUGCGUAACCAAGGCGGUCGCUUCCGCUACAACCCGAUGACUGGCCCCAGUGGGUAUGGAUCGGCUAGCUGGGCUGCUAACGGCACGGAACGCGGAAGUCGUGACGGUUACGUCCUCUUCGUGUAUAACAUUGGGUACGACGCCACCGAGAAGACCCUGUAUGAACUAUUCUCGCCAUUUGGAAGUGUGCUCAAGGUGAACGUCAUCUACGAUUUCAACAAGAACCAGUGCAAGGGCUAUGGCUUCGUGACCAUGUCCAGCUACCAGCAAGCUCAGUACGCCAUCAACUGUUUGAACGGCUAUUACUACCAGGGGCGACCUCUGCAAGUUUCACUCAAGACGGACAUGAACUGAUGAUGAACUGAUUUGUUUUUGGUGUUGACAAGUUGUGAUGGGAGGAGAUACGAUGUAUGAACAUACACAUUUUGCUGUUUCACUCAUAUCUUGUAUUUGGCUAAUGGAAUUGCAUCAUAUAGUUUCACCCUGUUUGUUUUUCUUUUCUUUUUUUUGCCAAGGGUGAAUUCGUUAACAUAUUUAGUCAGUGCUGAAAAUAAUAAAAUUUUCAGGAAUGUGACUCAUAGUUUGUGUUCACAACAGUAGUUGUACUAGAUCGGGGUCUAUUCCACAAAGCAAACCUAGUGUAAAUGCAUUUUUGGAACCAGCAAUCUUUCUGAAAUUGGAAUCAGAUAGUUGGUUUGAGUCAUUAUCCCAAUGUACAUUACAUGUUAUUUUUUAAACUGGUCACCAAUAACAGUUGUAGCUAUGAUUGCAUUGUGGAAUGGGGCCUUCAUCAAAUUUGUUUAAAGUUGCUUGGUAGUAUGUCUGAUUUUGAAAUAUUACUCAAAAUUUGAUCAUUUAAAAACCACUUUCUAGUAUUACACUACACACUGAAAAAUGUAAGCUACAAAAUAAAAUAUACAGACUACUGAACACUUUUAAAAUAUUUACAUACUGCAUUAAUAUGAACACCCCAUUGUUGCUUAAAAUUAAUUUCUGCACCCUUGUGGGUUUUUUUUUGUAAUGUUGGUGUAGAAGCCCAAACAAUGUAACAGUUCUUUGACCUGGCUGUAAAUAGCGUGAGAUGUGUUUUAACUAAUUGUUUUCACAUUGUAAUCCUAUCAAUAAUAUCACUUCCACUGUAUGUUUGUUUCCAUUGUUAUCAGAGUGUCAUACAUGACACUGUCAGUAGAUUCACUCACAUUUUCAUGAUUAUGAUAAAUUUAGAUGGUCUAUAAUUUUUGUCGGUAUAAUGUGUUGCUUUUAAACUACAAAUAAUUGAGCUUUAGGCACAAUCUUAUUAUAUAGAAAUGUGUUUUAUUUAUAACUAAAUUCUGACAGCACUGAGGGGUUAUCACAGUGAAGGAUGAGAGAUUAAUCCAGCUGUAAGAGGAUACAUAAGUACAGCCUAUAACCACACAUUUAACUAACAUGUAUAAUUAUAUAUCACAUUUAAGAUUUUCUCAUUAACUGUUUCGAAUUAUUGCAAAUUAUAUACCAAUAUAAGUUAAGAUUUCACACUAAAAAAAAAAAAAUGUGGUACCUUUAUAUUCAAUAACGUAUGAGAGAAAGAAAACUGACAAUGGAGGUAUUAUUACAUACGUAGACAAUCAUUAAGUAAUCACUGUUUUGUUCAGUAGGAGAUUUUGAAUACUGAAAACUUAUGUGCGUACUCAUAUUUUGAAUGGAAGCUUUGUACAUUGUGGCAACUGGUGCAUUUCAUUGGCUAAUCUGCAUUGAUUUGAGGAGUACUUAGCUGCUUGCUUUACGUGGUGAGAAACUGUUCGGCUCUUGACUCUGAGCAUAAAUGUUAGGGCACCUUGGAGAACAGCCACUCUUGUUGCAACACUUCAGGUAGCCUGCAUGCUAAUGUGCAUUUUACCUUUAUAAUAAGACCAUUAAAGGACCAUGGUUUUUCAUGGAUUAUUAUGGUAGUAAAUAAAUAUUAUUUCAUGAAAACAAUGAACACAUGUUCGUACAUGUAAUUUUGUUAAAUGUUGUGUUCAGUGUUGUGCACUGUUAUCAGAUACUGUUGAAGUACAUACAGUAUUAUUAAGAAGAAUGUAAAAGUAGAUUUUUAAAUCAACCCUUACAUUUUACUGGCAAUGAGCACUUGUUACAGAUGUUACAAAAUGUUGCCCUAAUAAUCUUUAAAACAUUCUUGUUGAUGGGCACAUCAUAAUAAUCUCACCCAGAGAAUUGCAACUGAAAUAUAGUAGGUUUAAAAUAUCUUGUGUUUUAUGGAAAUGUAAUACAAUGUAUUAAUACUAUCUACUAAUGGAGGUGUAUAUAUAGUGCAGACAAUUGUUGUCAAAAUAAUCUCGAUGCAUAUUUUCUGUUCUAAACUUUGUGAAGUCUUCAUCCUUGUGUGCUACUUAAUCAUUCUAUUGAGAUUGCCUGCUCCAAAACAGGUUGCUGGGUUGAAAGGAUUAAUAUUGAAGAAUGUCUCUGGAAAUGAGUAAAACAGUUUAUUCAGAAUUAUAAUUUGUGGUAACUUUUUAUUUUAUUUUUAUUUACUUUUUUAUUAUAUAAAUGUCUUCAAUAUGUUAUCAUUGUGUUCUUGAACCAUGUUGGGGACACCUGAACAAGACUAGAAUGGUAACUACGUAAAUAUACUAACGGUCUAAACAGUUUGAUCAUUUAGACUAGCAAUACAUGUUUAUUAUUGGUUUUACUUCUUUAUAAGGGUAAAUGAUAUGUUUCAAUGGAGGCUUUCUUGUUCACUAAAAUCCGUUGUUAGUGUUUUAUUUUUAUUAUUUUUCCACAUAUUUACUUUUUGAUAAUUAAUGGACAAGCUUGUCUGCUGUGUAAAUGUAUUAUUCCAUUCAUUUCAUAAAUUACAUAUACUGGAUGGUAUAUUAUAACUGGCAUUGUAAUGUUUUAAAUUUUGAUUGACUGCUACAUUCAUUAUUUUAAGCAUAUUUUAUUACUUCUCCAGGUUCCUGUUGUAUCAUUCAUAAAUUCUAUCAACAAGGGGUCAUUCAACAAUUGCAUGAGUAUUAGGUAUAAUGGUAUAACCAAUAAUUUUCUCCAAUAUAUUUAUUAAGAAAAAAAUAUAUAUAUACCCACCCCCCAAAAAAGAAAGUUCAAAUUAAAUGACAUGAAAAGAAGGUAUAAGUUGAAAAGGCUGGUAUAAGUUAGUGUGUGGUCUCGAGGUAUAUAUAUGUUAAUAAUGCCAAAUUUUCAAUUUAAUUGUUGAAUGUCUGCCAGCAGGGUUUUUCUUAGAACAGGGAAUUGAACAUUUUAACGUUUUCUGGAGGGUUUUUGUUUGUAAUUUUUAAUAUUAUUAUUUACUGCUGUACAGUGUAAACAGGGAUAGAUCUUUGUUCUCUGUACCAUUUUGAUGUAAAUAAAGAGCUGGUCUAGUUGGUUUAGAGGUGUCGUGGCUAAUCAAAAGAAGGGUUAAAUUAUUUCAACAUGUGACAAAUCCAUACUUACAAGUCCAUUAUUUGUCUUGUAAUUAAAACUGAUCUGUUCUGCCCCAUAUAAAGAGUUCCAAGAAAUUUAUACAUGCUACAGUCAGUGUCUAAAUUUGUAAACUGACUAAUUCACUAAUUACAUAGUAUUGCCUAAAUAUUUUAUUGAUAUUACAAAUCGAGUAGGAAAUCGGGCCAAGUAUUUGACAGUUCGACUGAAAAUAAGUUAAUAAAAAGAAGAAGAAAUGCUAAAUUAAUGUGUGUAUUUUUAUCAUUGUGUAUUUUUUUAAAUGAUAAAUUUACAGAUCUACAUUAAAUUCUUCUCAUUUAUUAUAAGGACAGUGUACAGGUAAGCACAUGCUGUAUGAUGGAAUAUGUUUGUUUUUUCUGCUUUAAUUUUCACCCUGUUGUAAUUUGAAAAUAUGUGAAAAUGUAUAAAGUUUAUUGAGAAGUAUGUUACAGUUACUGUUAUUUUUCUACUUUAGAGAGUGCUGGAAUGAUCCCGUUUUCCUAGAAUGUUAAGGGAGAAAAUUAAAUUUGGAGCAGAAGUUCUAUGAGUGAAACAGUACACAAAUUUACUGACAAGCGUUUUUUAAGACCUUGACUAACAUAACGCAAUAGAAUCUCACUGAGGUAUUCUUUUAACACAGCUUGUGUAGUUUUUAAAUAAAAAGAAAUUGAACAUUGGAUUGUUUUUGCAUUUUACAACAAAUCCAGAUAUUUUUGGGGAAAUUUGUAAAUUUAUGUGGAAUAAGUAUUGUGGUGCUUGCACCCAUAGCCAGAAUGUACAUUGAAAUUGGUUUAAAUUUUUCAUGUAAGUGAAGAUGCACGAUGUAACAUGUUCCAUUUUUCUUUUGUAGUAGUAGUAGUAGUACAGCUUGAUAAAAUCGUGUAUUAAAUACAGUUAUCAGUA